Messenger RNA from Gossypium raimondii (Peruvian cotton), 1883 nucleotides. RefSeq names its product wax ester synthase/diacylglycerol acyltransferase 11. The transcript is spliced from 7 exons. Gene Ontology annotation, biological process: triglyceride biosynthetic process. The record is from RefSeq and is a predicted model, not a curated record. NCBI's taxonomy places the organism in Eukaryota, Viridiplantae, Streptophyta, Magnoliopsida, Malvales, Malvaceae. Gene Ontology annotation, molecular function: diacylglycerol O-acyltransferase activity; long-chain-alcohol O-fatty-acyltransferase activity. Gene Ontology annotation, cellular component: plasma membrane. The coding region runs from base 106 to 1638 and encodes 510 amino acids.
CUACCCCGACGUACGUACGUUCGGACCAUUUAUAAUUUCUUUCCAUUUCCGUUGUCAAAUUCCAAAAAGAAAUUCAUCGGAAAUUGGGUUUUUAGAGGAAGAAAAAUGGAAUCUACGAACAGUUUCAGAUUGAGAAAGCAAGCUCUCAAACCGAUUGAAACAGCAAGAUCAUCAGCAAGCCAAAGAGACGAAGAAGAAGUGAGUAAGAAUAAUGGGCAAAGAACAUGCGAAGAAGAGCCAUUGAGCCCGUCGUCUCGCCUGUAUCACGAACCAAAUUUCAACGUCUAUGUUAUAGCCAUCAUGGGGUGCAAGACGAGAAUUUACCCAGACGUCGUCAAAGCCAACUUGGGCCAUACUUUGCUUAGACACCCUCGUUUCUCUAGUUUGCAGGUCGAGAACAAUGGAGAGAUGAGAUGGGUUCCAACCGAAGUGGAUCUGGAAAGGCAUGUUAUAGUUCCAGAGCUAGACCAAAACAUGGACUCACCAGACAAAUUCCUUGAAGAUUAUGUCUACAACCUGAGCAAAACCACCAUUGACAAAUCCCAACCUCUCUGGGACCUUCAUCUGCUCAACUUAAGAACUUCCCAAUCCGAGGCGGUUGGUAUUUUCAGGAUUCAUCACUCCCUUGGCGAUGGCACUUCUCUGCUGUCUCUUCUACUCGCUUGCACUCGCCAAAUGAAUGAUUCUAAGGCCUUGCCCACCAUUCCCAUCAGGAAGAAGAAAGACAAGAAGAGUGAUCGUAUAGGAAUUUGGAGGAUUCUGUUGAGGUUUUGGUUUGUUUUACAGGUGUUCUGGAAUACCGUGGUUGAUGUUUUCAUGUUUAUUGCCACGGCAUUGUUCUUGACAGAUACUCAGAAUCCUCUAAAGGGUCUGCCGGGAAGUGAGUCUACUCCACGGCGGAUUGUUUACAGGACAGUGAGCUUGGAUGACAUCAAGUUCGUGAAGAAUGCGAUGAACACUACCAUAAACGAUGUUGCUUUUGGGAUGACACAGGCUGGUUUGUCACGCUAUAUUAACAGAAUAUGUAGCGAAAACAAGAAAGAUGGGGGAGCAACAGAAACGAAUAACCUUCCAAAGAGUAUUCGCCUCCGAUCAAAUCUGCUCGUCAACAUAAGGCCAGCUCCAGGGAUCCAGGCUUUAGCUGAUAUGAUGGAGAAGGAUGCUGAAGUAAAGUGGGGCAACUGGAUUGGUUAUGUUCUUCUCCCCUUUACCAUUGCUGUAAGGGAAGAUCCAUUAGAUUAUGUUCGUAAUGCUAAGGCCAUCAUCGACCGAAAGAAACGCUCCCUUGAAGCUUUUUGCACUUUCUAUAUUGCUGACUGGGCACUCAACCUUUUCGGCAUCAAGGCGGCAAGUGCACUGUCCCACAAAGUUAUAUCUCGCACAACAAUGUGCUUCUCGAAUAUGGUUGGACCUGUGGAGGAAAUUGGUUUUUGUGGUCAUCCCAUGGCUUUCCUUGCUCCAAGUUCUUAUGGUCAACCUUAUGCACUAAUGAUAAACUUCCAGAGUUACAUCGACAAGAUGACCAUUGUUCUGUCAGUGGAUGAAGGAACCAUACCCAACCCUCACCAACUAUGUGAUGAUAUCGUGGAAUCACUCCAGAUCAUCAAGGACACCGUAAUGACUAGGGGACUUGCCUAGUUUAGAGAACCACCACGCAUGAUAAGAGGCUAAACAUAAUCCAACCUCAACUCUUCACCAUAGACCGCUAAAUUUUAUGAACUUCAAGCAUUAAUGAUAUUUGUUAAAUAAUGGUAGGAUGAGAACUGUUGUCUGGUUGAGUCACGAGAUUAUUUAAUUUUCAAUAUUACUGCAUAUUAUUUUAUUUUUUCUUGAAAGGAUUGCUGCAUAUUAAUGAAAUUAAUUAAUAGGGUUCAGUUUGUAUU